Messenger RNA from Patiria miniata (bat star), 3027 nucleotides. RefSeq lists its product as uncharacterized. Bases 589 to 2079 code for a protein of 496 amino acids. The transcript is spliced from 5 exons. Lineage: Eukaryota; Metazoa; Echinodermata; Asteroidea; Valvatida; Asterinidae. The record is from RefSeq and is a predicted model, not a curated record.
CCUGUGCGCUACCUGCACCAGCACUUUCUGGGCGGUGUUAUACAAUACAGUGACUUCUCCGCGCGUGUGAUCUUACCGCGACCAGCAUCACGCACCGGCCCAUCCCCUUCACCACUAGCUACCGUCACAGUUUCCGAUCUGCUGUAAACUCGUACAUCAGUUUUCUCCGCAUAUCGUGCCUUUUUUCCCGGUGGGUUCUAUAGCCCCCACGUGUCAGCAAUUUGCCCGGUAAUUUAGCGAUGCCCAAUUUCCGCCCGGCACAAUAUCACCGAUCCGCAGUGCUUUCAACAACGGAGGCGCUUACGAUUGCGUCACCGUUCGGGUGUAUCCGUGAACCGUAUAAAACUGACCCGUACCAGUGCAUCCACUCACAAGUCGAUUGAGUAUACCAAAGAAACCAUCCCACCAUCCCUUAGUAUAGUCGUAGCCAGAAGUAGACGAGGCGCUAGGACUAGAAGUCUUUUGUUUUAGCAGCACGGCAGAUGCGUCCUUCCCUUUUAGUUUCUCGGGUAGAUUUUUUUGUGCGUUGGACAGCGGUACUUCGUAACAUCACGUGGAGCACAUUCAGACGGGACACCAUCAUCCACCAUGUGCCUUAAGUUCCUAGCGGGAGCUGUGGUUCUCGUUGUGGUCGCUCGUAGUUCUGUACGUGCUCAAGACCCAAAUCCCUGUGCCCACUAUAAUUCGGACAACGAUCGUCUUUUCAGGAUGAUAUACGAUGAGACGAUAAAGCUGCGUCAAAACAUCAGCCAACUUGCGGAUGAACUACAGAUUAUUGACCAUGAGGGUCUGGAGACUGGCAGAAUAACACAGCUUAGGAAUAUCCCAUAUCCUACAGAGCUGCCAGAAUGCCAUAGCCAGGAAGAAUUUGGGGAGCUGAUGGAAAGUGUGCAAGCGCGGCUUGCGGACAGCAUACAGGCCUUAAAAGCUCUGAAGGUGGACAUGCACACGGAACUUGAACUCGAAAGAGAGUUUUACAACUUUGAGAGUGAAGCGAACCAACUGAGGGACGCUAUUCACUGUUACCUGUAUCGAACGUCUGUGUGGGACCUGCCUGCAUACACGUCGUAUCGGAUGAUCGAUAGCCAGUUCGAUCUACCAUCCUACCACACCGUGGAGGAAAUGCACUUUCGCAAUAAGCAUUUCGCGAACGAAUUACACAAGUAUCUGCGCAAGACCCACGAGUCGGCGUUGAGCUGCUACGGGCAUCGCAGCAAGCGGGAACGUGCGACUUGGAUCGAGAGAGAGCUCGAGAAGAGAGCCCGCGAAAUCCUGCAGAGCCAAUUGGAGCCGGAUGCUGUGGAGUUGGUGUCCAAACGAGGCUGGGCACCCACUUGGGAAGAUGACCUGGCGUUAGGCGGCGAAGCGUACCUGCCAGAAACCAAGCGAGACUGGGCACCAAAUUGGGAAGAUGACCUGGCGUUAGGCGGCGAAGCGUACCUGCCAGAAACCAAGCGAGACUGGGCACCGAAUUGGGAAGAUGACCUGGCGUUAGGCGGCGAAGCGUACCUGCCAGAAACCAAACGAGACUGGGCACCGAAUUGGGAAGAUGACCUGGCGUUAGGCGGCGAAGCGUACCUGCCAGAAACCAAGCGAGAGUGGGCACCAAAUAGGGAAGAUGACCUGGCGUUAGGCGGCGAAGCGUACCUGCCAGAAACCAAACGAGACUGGGCACCGAAUUGGGAAGAUGACCUGGUGUUAGGCGGAGAAGCGUACCUGCCAGAAACCAAACGAGACUGGGCACCGAAUUGGGAAGAUGACCUGGCGUUAGGCGGCGAAGCGUACCUGCCAGAAACCAAGCGAGACUGGGCACCCACUUGGGAAGAUGACCUGGCGUUAGGCGGAGAAGCGUACCUACCAAAAACCAAGCGAGACUGGGCCACUUCGUAUAGGUUCGAGGAUAACGUGGCUGACCAGGACCAGGAACGGCUCGAUCAAGCGCUUACCCCACAAGACACACCACAAGAGGUGCGAUAUUCGCAAGAGGAUCUCGAAAUGGCAUGGCACCUUCUUUUCGGCCCGGUGGAGGAACCCAAGAAACGAUCUGCGCAUGCAUCAUCGUGGUUGGCCAAUCUAUAAAAACUUGCCGCCGUCAUGAAUGGAAAGUAGGCGGUGUUUUCCUUUCACAGCAAUUGUUUUUUUUCUUUUCCCGCAAACACCGAGGCUGAUGUGUCAUCGAUAAUGAAUAAUUCAUCAGACGUUUCCGUUAGUGUUUCUCGUUUAUAAACUGAAACAUUCCAAAUUAUAUACGCUCGAUAACCGACGACUGUUUUGUUAAAGUUACAGGAACACCGAUUUUGACAUGCAUGACAAAAAGGUCAAACGGACAUGAGCAUGAUUUUAUUAUUAAUGAAAAUGCAAGGCAUUUGACUCUGAAGAAUAUGAUCCAUUGUGGAACUGGCAAGUGCUACGACAGGCGCGAUCCAUACGUUGCUUUCAACAAGAAAAAAACCCAGAAAAAUGAAAAACACGAUUAAGAAGGGAUAACUAUCAGUGCACAAAACACGACCCGGUCAUUAGAAAUGGUCAACGAAAUUAAGGAGAAAUUUACAUACCAGAAAUAUUUGCAUCUAAACUAGAAACAAACUUUAAGGGAAAAGAUGUACAUGUAUGUUGGUUUCUUACACGAUUGGUUUCUUACAAAAUGACAUGAAUAUAAUACGAUUGGUUUCUUACAAAAUGAUAUGAAUAUAAUAAUGAAAGGGGGUUCACAAAGGUUGGAUUGGCGAAAGCGAUCUUUUAAGCCCCUCCCCAAGAAGUGUAGAAUCGCGCCUGUCGCUGGUGAGUGAAUUUUCUGUGCAUUUAGAAUUCAUUGCAAAGAAAACAACAAAGUACUAAAAUGUAAAUACAAUUAUAAUCUAUGACAAUUUGAAAUGGCUUCGUACUUAAAUUGCGAUUUUGUUUUCCCUCUUUUUUUUUUUUUUUACUGAGUAUACCUUGAACAAUCUGGAUCCACCGUGACAUUUUAAAAGUAAUUUUCUUCUUAACCUGUAUCAAACAAGUCACUGUAAACUAUAAUUAUGGCUA